This is a messenger RNA of Penicillium canariense, 966 nucleotides long. Its product is annotated as Mob1/phocein family protein. Gene Ontology annotation, molecular function: protein kinase activator activity. The record is from RefSeq and is a predicted model, not a curated record. Bases 1 to 966 code for a protein of 321 amino acids. Gene Ontology annotation, biological process: positive regulation of protein phosphorylation; cell division; signal transduction. The transcript is spliced from 4 exons. Lineage: Eukaryota; Fungi; Ascomycota; Eurotiomycetes; Eurotiales; Aspergillaceae. Gene Ontology annotation, cellular component: cytoplasm; nucleus.
AUGUAUGGUGCUAACCCGCCCUACGACAGUCGCCAAGGGUUUGGCCGGGGAGGAAACAACAAGAACAACCCCCCCAAGAGUCCUGCGCAAGCUCCCCAAGCUCCCCAGGCGGGCGCUAUGUCCAACUCCCCUUCGCUCUCCAACAGCCUCGCCAUUGACAACCUCGCCACGAAUGACCCCGAUGCCCCCAAGUACUUCUUCCAGGAGAAGUACGCCCCGCUGAAUGUGAGAGGCAACUUCUUGACCCUGUGUGCUUGUCCGAAGAAUGUGGAGCUGGGCGAGUGGCUGGCUCACCAGAUUGUUGAACAAUAUCGCCUGCUCCACGGCAUGCUUCAGGUCAUCCAGGAGGUCAACGGUGUGACUGGCCUUCCGAUUUGCAAUGAAAACACAUGUCCGACCAUGUCGGCGGGAAGGUUGACUUACACUUGGCUUGUGGACGGCCGCGCAGCGAAGAUCUCCGCCCCCAAAUUCAUCAAUCGCGUCGAGAAAUGGAUUGUCAGCAAGAUCCACGACCCGGUCAUGUUCCCCACCGAGAAGGUGAAUGGCACCCCUGAAACGGCAUCCAUGAGGGAUGCUAGCGGUGCCCCUGCGGCUGCAUCCUCCGCGACUCCCACGGAUCCCAUCAGCCCAGCUGGCACAAACGGCAAUGCCGGCGCAUCGACGGAUGAGUGGAUCGGCCAGUCCAGCGGCUUCCCCCAACAUUCUACAAGGACUGCCAGGAUGUUCCGCUGCUACGCCCACCUGUACCACGCCCACUGGCUGAAUCCGUUCUGGCACAUCAACAAGCAUGAUAUCUUGAACAUGUGCUUUGUGCACUUUAUCACGGUCGCCAAGUAUUACCAGCUUGUCUCGGACAAGGAGAUGGAGCCGAUGCAGCCGCUGAUCGACCUGUUUAUUAAGCAGCAGCGGGUGCCCCCAGAGGCCCUGAACGGUGGCCACUGGGCUCAACAGCAGCCGGCCAACUGA